Molecule: messenger RNA, 652 nt
Organism: Meloidogyne enterolobii
Lineage: Eukaryota; Metazoa; Nematoda; Chromadorea; Rhabditida; Meloidogynidae
Source: the annotation of a GenBank genome assembly
GGGUCGGAGCUGUUGGGGAGGGAAACUACACUAGUACAAAAUAUAAGGGGACGUAGCCUACGAGGAGAAAAUACAAGGGGGCGGAGCUUAUAGGGGAGUGAAACUACACUAGUACCAAAUACAAGGGGGCGGAGUUUAAGGGGGAGGGAAACUACACAAGUACCAAAUAUAGGGGAACGUAGCUUAUGUGGGAGGGAAACAACACAAGCACUAAAUACAAGGGUCGGAGCUGAUGGGGAGGGAAACUACACUAGUACAAAAUAUAAGGGGACGUAGCCUACGAGGAGAAAAUACAAGGGGGCGGAGCUUAUAGGGGAGGGAAACUACACAUGUACUAAAUAUAAGGGGGCAGAGCUUAUGAGGGAGGGAAACUGCACUAGUACCAAAUAUAAGGGGACGUAGCUUAUGUGGGAGGAAAAUACAAGGGGUGGAGCUUAUGGGGGAGGGAAAUUGCACAAUACAGAUAAUAAUUUAUGUAAACGACAAUUUCGAACAAGUCGUUGAUUUCCCUCGAUUUUAUUUAUACCCACACGAAUGGAACAGAAUGCAUUUUAUUGCUAGGUUCAUUGAACUGCUUGAACACCCAAAGUUUUAUUUAAAUAAAAUUGUAAAACUUGAAUUAAACCUAGCGAUUGUACAAACGAGUUGGUAG